This is a messenger RNA of Fusarium odoratissimum NRRL 54006, 1206 nucleotides long. RefSeq lists its product as uncharacterized. NCBI's taxonomy places the organism in Eukaryota, Fungi, Ascomycota, Sordariomycetes, Hypocreales, Nectriaceae. Bases 1 to 1206 code for a protein of 401 amino acids. The transcript is spliced from 2 exons. The record is from RefSeq and is a predicted model, not a curated record.
AUGCCUCCAUUCGCGGGUUCUGUUGACAAGGACGAGGACGUACCCAUGGCCGGGAAUCCGCCCUCGGAAUCGUUGGCAGACAUCGAAGAGGCAGUACCUCUCUACCCGGAGUACACUACUUCCGAAUCAACUAGGAAUGAUCUCGUCUCCAUCAUGCCUGGUAACAACCUCACUACAGAUGCGUUCUGCGCAGUAGCUGAAGGUGUCUUUCAAGACCCUUCCCAUGAAUCGAUUGUACCAAGAUACCUUGUUAGGUCAUAUUUCGAAGCAGAGAGUGAUGCUGCCAAGAUGGAGAUAUUGGAAGCCGUCACAGAGCACUUCCAAGAUCCAGCACCUGGGAAAAGACGGGAAACAUUCAUCGUGUCACCGUUCGACGACAACAUCAAUUUCCUCGUGAGAUAUGGGGCCCAUUCUCAUGGCCGGAGCUUGACGAUCAUUGGACCCUCCAACCUGAUAAGAGACGUGCCAGCAUGGCUGGUACACCUCAUUGAUCGUGUUUUCGAUAUCAUGCGUCUCCGGAUUCCCUACUUUGAGCCCAAGGGGAUUCAGAUGGUUCUUGCAUCAGCAGGACCUCUGACUCACCUUGCUUUCUUAUCUCAGGCAAUUCAAGGCGUUCGCAGCGACUGUUUCUGGGAGUUUGCGGGUAAGGAGUCCAGAAGCCAGCUUUGCGGUGAUGCUCUUGGCAUUGUGGACUGCUCUGAGUCUAUGAUGGAGUAUCAGUUUGCAGACGAUGAGGGUGAAGGGUCCCAGCUGCAGCCUCGUUCCCGUGCUCGUUCUCGUUCUCGUUCGCCGCCCUCUCUUCGUCGGAGCAGCCGCCUUAAGCGGAGAAGAAUCAAUUACAGUGAAGUGUCGGACACCGACGGCAGUCAUGACGAUAAGGACGACCUUUACAGCGAUGGCGAGCAGGAAUCUGACCUGGGUUCUGGGGGACAAUCCGAAACUGUCGAGUUCUCUUCACCAGAAGACAGCGUUCCGGGUGCCUAUGGUAAGGCGCCUGUGAAGACCAGAACCACACCCCUCGUGCCCGCGUUUACCGAAGCCGACCUGAUUUUUCCAUUGACUCAGCCUGACGAAUUGAAACUAGCGGUUCUCUUUGCCGCUUCAAUCCAGGUGGCACAACUGCAAACGAUGGUGUGUACUACAGCUGUGAGGAAGCCAGUUAUUGUCUGGCAACCGCUGCGAUUGACUGGGCCUCGGUCUCUAUAG